AUGAAUAGUAGAAAUUUAACAGAAAAUGAAUUAAAUAUACUUCAUUCAUUCGAAUCAAUAACUCAAAUUAAUGAUUCAAAAAUAUCAAUAGACAUUCUUGAAAAUUACGAAUGGGAUUUAGAGAGAGCUAUAUCAUCAAUUUAUGAAAACCAAGCACAAAGAGAUAUAGAAACAUCGGAAAGUCAUGCAUUUAAUUCAGAAAAUAUAAAUUUUACUCAUAAUUCAUCUCAACGAUCUUCUGAAAUCUUAACUACUAAUACAAAUCGUAUAAUUUCAUUAAUUUUUAUACUUAUUAUCUUCCCGUUUUCUAUAUUGUACAAGAUGAUAUCAAAAACAAUACAUUUUUUUGCAAAAAUGUUUCCUUUUCUAUCCAAAUUUAUAGGACUUCAUCCUUCAAAUUUAACUACUGAACAAAUUCAAAAAUUUAUUAAUCCAAGAAAUACAUCCGAAAAAUUUAUUCGAGAAUUUGAAAAAAAGUAUGGAACUAUACAUAUUCCAUUUUUUGAAGGAGGAUAUACAGAAGCAUUAAUAUCAGCGAAAAAUAAUUUAAUGUUUCUUAUGAUAAUCUUACAAAGUGAUCUACAUGAUGAAACCAGCACUUUUAAUAAAAUUACUCUUACAAAUGAAAAAUUAAUUCAAUUCAUUGUAAAUAAUAAUAUAUUAGUUUGGGCAGGAAGUGUCCAUGAGCCAGAAGCUUUUCAAGGUAUACAGAAAAAUGAAAUGACACCCAUUUAUCUAACAUCGGAAGUAUCAAAUAGUCUUAAUUGUACACGGUUUCCAUUUAUUUCAAUAAGUAUUUCACAUUUACAUAAUUCUAAUACAUCAAAUAUAUCAUCAUUGGCUCGUAUAGAAGGAUUCAUACUACCAGGUGACAUGAUUGCAACUCUAGAAACAUAUAUCGCACAACAUUUUUCUAGAAUUCAACAAUUAAGAAUUGCAAAAGAAAAACAACUUAUUGCAAGACAAAUACGUACUCAACAAGAUAAUGCAUAUGAAGCAUCUUUAGCUAUUGAUAGAGAAAGAAUGUUACAACGCAAAGAAGAAGAAAGGCAUAAAGCAGAAAUAGAAAAAAAAAAACAAAAAAAAUUAAAUAAUGCCAAAAUUCUUGAAGCAAAUAGAACUCAGUGGAAAAUAUGGAGAGCAUCUAAAUUAUUCCCAGAACCUGCUUCAGGUUCUCCACACGUUGCAAAAAUUAGCUUAAGAUUGCAGAACGGAGAACGUAUUGUUCGAAAGUUCGAUAAAAAUGCAUCUAUCGAAGAAAUUUAUGCAUUUAUUGAAUGCCGUGAUAUAAAUACAGACAAACUCCAUAAACCAUUAGAACCACCAUCAAAUUAUAUACAUAAAUUCAACUUCCAAUUAGUAUCACCUAUGCCCCGACAAAUUAUUAAACAAGAUACUAAACAUAAAAUAUUAGAAGAAAAAACCCUAUUUCCUACUGGAAAUAUUAUAGGUAAUUUUAACAAAUCCUAG
This is a messenger RNA of Pneumocystis jirovecii RU7, 1470 nucleotides long. RefSeq lists its product as uncharacterized. The record is from RefSeq and is a predicted model, not a curated record. NCBI's taxonomy places the organism in Eukaryota, Fungi, Ascomycota, Pneumocystomycetes, Pneumocystales, Pneumocystaceae. Gene Ontology annotation, cellular component: endoplasmic reticulum. The transcript has 3 exons. Bases 1 to 1470 code for a protein of 489 amino acids. Gene Ontology annotation, molecular function: ubiquitin binding.